CCGCGGGCGCCUUACAACGUCCGAGGGCCGUCCGGCCGCCGCAGGCCUGCCGCGCCCGGGUGCGACAGCUACCAGAGUGGAGUAUCUGCCUGUGUCCCACACGUUCCACAAAGCAUGCCGUGCCCUGGGAGUGCCCCUCACAGCUGCCCUCACCUCCUGCCAAGCCAGACCCCACCUGGCCAGCACACAGUGCCCAGCCCACAGCUCUCCGAGGAGGAAGAUGGCCUUGCCCGGGAGCAUGCCCUGAGCACCUGCCUCUGAUCCUUCAGCCAAGCAGCUGGGCAUCCCUAGCAGCCUGAGGGCAGCCGGCUGGGAGCCUGGGGGACGCCAGCCUGGCCCGGCUCACCCACAAGAUGUGGCCAGCCCUUGUGCUUGCCUGCAUCUCCUCCUUAUCCUUGUCUGCAGGCCGCGUGGCAUCGCAGGGCCCAGGGUCCUUAGGCCUCCACUGGACACAGGCUAACUUAGUCACAGAACGUGCACCCCGGGAAACAACUGAGAGCACCUUCAAUCAGACGUCAGGAAGGAUGACAACACCCUCUCCUGUCCCACCGGCCAAAGGGACUUUGGGAGCCAACCACAGCCCUCCUACAGCUGGGAGAGCACACAGGACAGAUGUGGGUGCUUCGCCAGCUGCAGCAGGUGCCCCCGACCUCACGGUCUCCAGGGUGUCCACGCUGCCCUCCCCGACGUCCACACGGCCAACUCCGUCGUCCACGGUGCCCACGCCGCCCUCCCUGACGUCCACACAGCCAACCCCGACGUCCACACAGCCAACUCUGUCUUCCACGGCCGCUCUCAACAAACCCCACGCCCAGGCGCCCAGCGUCAGCGAGUCUGCAAGAGCAGCACCUCUGACAACGCUGGCCACCAGCACUGUGGCUGCUGCCACCGGGGCAGGUACCAGCAGCGCCACGGGCACGCAGGGUCCUGCCGAGCACACAACCGGUCCGCAAGCACUCAGCACACUCACACCAGGCCCCACCACCCAGCCAUCGACUGCCCAGCGGGUGGCAGGCACAGUAAGUAGGCCCACCUCACGCCUAGUGAACACAAUCCCAGGGUCCAUCCUCUCCUCCGUGGCUUCCACGCCCACCACAGCAGCGACAGCCACCAAGGCACAAGCUGAGAGGCCAGCUGCCAGCACAGUGCCAGCUCCGGUGCCUCAUGCCAGCCCCACGCCCGGGGUGGAGGCCACGUCCCCCACGACACCGCCAAGCCCUGUUUCUUCUCCACGGGGGGCCACAGGGCCGGGCACGCCCCCCACACCAGAGCAGGUGCAGCCUGAGACCACAGGCAGUGCUGGUGCCACCGGGCCGACACCCGGGGGCUCCGGGGACCCGAAGCUGCCAACCACAGACUCGUGCCAGCUCAGCACCGAAGGCCAGUACCUGGUGAUCACCACCAGGCCCCUCCCGCUGUCCCCGGUGGACAGGAGCGCGCUCCUGGCCGUGCUCUUGCUCGGGGUGGCCCUUUUCUUCGCCGUCCUGGUUCUGUUCGCCCUGCAGGCCUAUGAGAGCUACAAGAAGAAGGACUACACGCAGGUGGACUACUUAAUUAACGGGAUGUACGCCGACUCGGAGAUGUGAGGCGGCGGGAGGCUGGCCCUCGGCCCCAGCGGACCUCGGAGGGCUGGGCCACCUUCCGUUUUCCCUCUGAGACCAAACCAAGUGCUUCCAAUUCUUCGGUGCGAGUCAGGAGAUGGCAGACGCUUAGACACAUGUGGUCGCUGUCGGAUCAGCGCCACAGUCACGGAGGAGCUGCUGCUUUCUCAUAUUUAUUUUUGUAACCCAUCAUGACGGAGCAGCAGUGAUUCGGCCGCGGGUGGGGCGGGUGUGUCAGAUGCUGGCGGGCAUUAAAGCAGUGACCGCGUCCCACUCACACCGUGUCUCCCCAUUUGUGUGGGCCCCGUCCUGCCCACCCUCGCCACGGGGGAGCCUUUGGGAGAUACCAGCGGCCCCGGAGGUUGCUG
This is a messenger RNA of Molossus molossus (Pallas's mastiff bat), 1969 nucleotides long. It is a transcript of the gene CUNH11orf24, whose product is annotated as chromosome unknown C11orf24 homolog. The record is from RefSeq and is a predicted model, not a curated record. Bases 354 to 1586 code for a protein of 410 amino acids. Gene Ontology annotation, cellular component: Golgi apparatus. NCBI's taxonomy places the organism in Eukaryota, Metazoa, Chordata, Mammalia, Chiroptera, Molossidae. The transcript is spliced from 5 exons.